This is a messenger RNA of Trichomycterus rosablanca, 1094 nucleotides long. RefSeq names its product trichohyalin-like. The transcript has 4 exons. The record is from RefSeq and is a predicted model, not a curated record. Lineage: Eukaryota; Metazoa; Chordata; Actinopteri; Siluriformes; Trichomycteridae. The coding region runs from base 87 to 1082 and encodes 331 amino acids.
UGUUCACAUACUGCGUACUGCAUACUGCAACUGGGCGGGUUUAAUAAAAGUUUAAAUUCAUUCUGAAUCAUUUAAUUAGCAGAAUAAUGACACAAAACUUACAAAACUGCACCCAGGAAGGUGAUGAGAACAGCAACAUGCCCAUAAUCCUAUCCAGCAUCUCUAUCAGUACCAGUACUAACACCAGUUCCAGCACAACCCUCACCAGCAGCACCAUUAACGAUGGCAACAGCACCAACAGCACUAAAAGCUAUAUAUGGACCAAGGACGACACAGCUGAGCUUAUUUCCUGGAGAAUUCGUAAUAAAGCUCUUUUUACUGGCAGACGCAACGCUGCUCUGAAGGGCUUCGAGGAAUUUAUUAAACUGCGUGGGCUGUCUGGAAAGAUCGAUCCUAUUAAAGUCAAGAGAAAAUGGGAGAAUCUCAAGCAAAGAUACAAAGAGCUGAAGACAUGUACAGGUAGGGUGGGUACAGGAGCAGAAGAGACAUCUGCUGCAUCCUGGAAGUGGUUUGCAGCCAUGGAUGAGGCACUGAAACAAACACCCUGCAAAAAUGAACCCAUACUUUGUAUUUCAUCUGGCCAGGAAGUGAUGCUGACCCCACGUCUCUCACUGGCCCGCAAGAAAUCCCAGAACAUAGUCAUCCCUGUAAAAAGACGAAAGGAGCAAGAGCUGCCAAACAUCAUACAGGCAAUGCUGGAUAGGGAGGAAGAAAGGGAGAGAAUUUAUUUAGAGAAGGAUGAGAGAAGAGAGUGGGAAGCACAGGAAAGAGAGGAGAGGAAGGAAAAAGAGCGUCUAGACAGGGAGGACAAAAGAGAGAAGGAACGGAUUGACAGAGAGGAACGGAUGGAGAGGGAGCGUAAAGAGUGGGAGGAAAGAAGGGAUAGGGAGAGCAGGGAGAGGGAGGAGAGAAGGGAAAGGGAAUGGAUCGAGAGAUUAGAAAGAUGGGAGAAAGAGCGUAGAGAAUGGGAGGACAAAAGAGAGAGGGACAGUCGGGAGAGAGAGGAGAGAUGGCACAGGGAAAACCAGAUGAGGGAGGAAAAGCUUUUGGAAGUUAUUAAACUGAUAAUGGAGAAAAAAUAAAUCAUAUUUGUA